Molecule: messenger RNA, 2067 nt
Organism: Insectozyma verbasci
Lineage: Eukaryota; Fungi; Ascomycota; Pichiomycetes; Serinales; Debaryomycetaceae
Source: the annotation of a GenBank genome assembly
AUGCAUGUAUUACUUACCAAUGAUGAUGGACCUUUGAAUGAUAAAGUAUGUCCAUAUUUUAAAUACUUAGUUGAUGAAAUUUUAGUUAAUACUGAUUGGAAAUUAACAAUUGUUAUACCAGAUCAACAAAGAUCAUGGAUUGGUAAGGCACAUUUUGCUGGUAAGACCCUAGGUAUUAAAUAUCUUUAUACGAAAAUAACAACCCUGGUGAAAAAUAACAAGAUAAAUUCAUUUAUUGGACCUUUUGAAAAACCACAAUUGAAGUAUAAAAAUGAUCCUGAGUAUCAAGAAUGGCAUUUGAUCAAUUCAACUCCUGCUGCUUGUUCGGAUAUUGGUAUUCAUCAUUUAAAUGAUUCAAAACCUAUUGAUUUAGUUAUUAGUGGGCCAAAUUUUGGUAAAAAUUCAUCAAAUUUAUACAUUUUAACUAGUGGAACAGUUGGUGCUGCAAUGGAAGCUGUAACUCAUGGUGUAAAAUCAAUAGCUGUAAGUUUUGCUUUUAAUAAUUUAGAUCAUGAUUAUGAUAUUCUUAAAAAAGCAAGUGAAAUUUCAUUAAAAUUGAUUAAAAAAUUAUAUCCAAUAUUGAAAAGAUCGGAGGAUGUUGAUUUAUUUUCAAUAAAUGUUCCAUUAGUUGAAUCAUUAUUGAAUAAUAACACUAAAAUUCAUUAUGCUCCUAUUCUACAAAAUAGUUGGGGUUCUAUUUAUACAAAAGAUUUUGGUUAUGAUGGUGAUAUUCAAUUUUCAUGGACUCCAGAUUUCAAAAAGGUUUAUAAAGAUGGGUUAAAAGAUCAUUCACAUACAGAUUCAAGAGUUUUAUUAAAUGAAGAGAUAAGUGUGACUCCAUUAAAAGCUCAAUUCCAGUUUAUAGAACCUUUAAUUGGAGAAAUAGACCUUGAUGAAGAAGAUUCUGACAAAACUUUUUUAAUUGACAUACCCAAAGAUCAAUAUAUUUAUGAACCACUAGUGAAAUCAUUCAAAACUCUAGGUUACAAUAUAACAAGCGAUAAAUCUGUUAUACAAGACUCGAAUAUUAAGGUAUUUCAUUAUUGUGAGUAUGAAGACAUUGAUAUAGACUCAAUAACUAAUGAAAAGUAUUUCAUUCCAUCAUAUAUUUAUAGAAAAGCUUUAAUCAGGAAAAACUAUUUGGCAAAUACUAUUCAUCAUUACAUUGUUAAGAAUCCAAAAAGUAUAUUAAACAAAGCCAUACCUGAAACAUAUCAAUUGGAAGUUGAUUACGCUGAAUUUUUAGAUGAUUCAUUAGAUGAAGCUUAUGAAUUAAGAGAUGAAAUUGAGAAAGGAGAUAGAGUAUGGAUUUUGAAACCAAGUAUGUCAGAUAAAGGUCAAGGUAUAAGGAUUUUUAAAACUAUUGAACAAUUACAAAAUAUUUUUAAUUCAUUUGAAGAAGGUGAAGAUAUAGAUACAGAUGCAGAUACAGAGAAUAUAAAUGAGGAUGAUGAAGAUAAUGGGAUCAUUAUAUCACAAUUAAGACAUUUUAUUGUCCAAGAAUAUAAAUCAAAACCAUUAUUAUUAUCUGAAUUUAAUAAUAGAAAAUUUCAUUUACGUGUAUAUAUAAUAUGUCAAGGUGAUUUAAAUGUGUUUGUAUAUAAAAACAUACUUGCUUUAUUUUCAAAGAAAUCAUAUAAAGAACCAAUAGAUGAAAAUGAAAUAAUCCCAAUGGAUGGUCAUUUAACAAAUACUUGUUUACAAGAAAAUGAAACACAAAUUAUAGUUAAACCAUUUUGGAAUUUAAAUAUAAACAGGAAAAAUUAUAUAUUUGAUCAAAUAUGUGAUAUAACUUCAGAUUUAUUUAAAGCUGCUUCUACAGUUGAUAAAAUCAAUUUUCAACCACUUCAAAAUGCAAUUGAGUUCUACGGAGUAGAUUUUUUGGUCAAUAAUGAUUUAUCGGUAAAUUUAUUAGAAGUAAAUGCAUAUCCUGAUUUCAAGCAAACUGGGGAUGACUUGAAGGAUUUAAUUAAUAUUUUAUUCUGUGAAACUGUUGAAAAUAUAAUUGAUCCAAUGAUGAAUAAUGAAGAACCGAAACAAAGUGACAAUUUAAAAAAGGUUUUAUAA